Messenger RNA from Suricata suricatta (meerkat), 4593 nucleotides. It is a transcript of the gene CDC6, whose product is annotated as cell division cycle 6. Gene Ontology annotation, biological process: mitotic DNA replication checkpoint signaling; DNA replication initiation; cell division. Gene Ontology annotation, cellular component: nucleus. NCBI's taxonomy places the organism in Eukaryota, Metazoa, Chordata, Mammalia, Carnivora, Herpestidae. The transcript has 13 exons. The coding region runs from base 548 to 2227 and encodes 559 amino acids. The record is from RefSeq and is a predicted model, not a curated record. Gene Ontology annotation, molecular function: ATP binding; DNA replication origin binding; ATP hydrolysis activity.
UCUGUCUAUUGGGUUGGUAUUGCUAGUCUGUGUGUGUGUGCGCGUGAACACACACAAGGGUGUUGGAUGGGUCCUUCCAGUGUGAUUUGAUUCCUUCCCUCAUGCUCUGGUGUUAUCAGUUAAGCAGGUGAUAAGGACUCUAGUGUAUCAACUCUCAUGAUUACUGAGACACAACUGCUUACUGUGAAUGUGCCUGCUUAAGCAUUUCCGGGCCCCACCCAGCCACAGAUGCAAGGAUGCUGCCUGGCCCUGCAGACCGAGGCAAGAGAAGGAAAACGUCAACCUCAGGAUCCUAACCACCCCAGAGGAGAACUGCAGGGACAUGCUUCACGUCUGACAUCAUGACAUCACUGGAGCCCAGUCUGGAUCGUUUUUACACGAUUCCAGAAGCCGUGUGCGAGAGACGUGAGAAAGAGCCGGCACUGAGGUACUCAGCCUUGUGAGGUGGAGUGGAGAGGCUUGCCUAGGGUCUGCGAGCCAGCGGAGUUGGGAGAGCGUCUACGGCGAGGGCCGCUGCUUCCCAAGAGGCUCGAGCCGAGUUGCCAUCAUGCCUCAAACUCGAUCCCAGUCACAGGCUACAAUCAGUUUUCCAAAAAAGAAGCCAUCUCGGACAUUGGACAAAGCUAAAACUUCUGGUUACACCAAACUAGAACUGACCAAUGUCCAGGCCUCAGGCCGUUCUUGUGUAAAAAUUCUGCCUCUCAGCCCCAGAAAACGUCUUGGUGAUGAUAAUCUGUGCAACACUCCUCAUUUACCACCCUGUUCUCCACCAAAGCAAGGCAAGAAAGAGAACGGCCCCCCUCGCUCACACACACAUAAGGGGCGCAGGUUGGUGUUUGACAGUCAGCUGACAAUCAAGUCUCCUAGCAAAAGAGAACAAGCCAGAGUUCACCAAAACAAAGUACAUUCCCCAGUUCGAAAAAGUCAAGAGAUUACAACAAAUUCUGAGCAGAGAUGUCCACUGGAGAAAGAAUCUGCGUGUAUGAGACUGUUCAAGCAAGAAGGUACUUGCUACCAGCAAGCAAAGCUGGUCCUGAAUACGGCUGUCCCAGAUCGGCUGCCUGCCAGGGAAAAGGAGAUGAAUGUCAUCAGGAAUUUCCUGAGGGAGCACAUCUGUGGGAAAAAAGCUGGAAGUCUUUAUCUUUCUGGUCCUCCAGGAACUGGAAAAACUGCGUGCUUAAGCCGUAUUCUGCAAGACCUCAAGAAGGAACUGAAAGGCUUUAAAACGAUCGUGCUGAAUUGCAUGUCCUUGAGGAGUGCCCAGGCUGUAUUCCCAGCUAUUGCUCAGGAGAUUUGUCAGGAAGAAGUAUCCAGGCCAGCUGGGAAGGACAUGAUGAAGAAACUGGAAAACCGGAUGACUGCAGAGAAGGGCCCCAUGAUUGUGUUGGUGCUGGAUGAAGUGGAUCAGCUGGACAGCAAAGGGCAGGAUGUGCUGUACACGCUGUUCGAAUGGCCGUGGCUAAGCAAUUCUCGGCUGGUGCUGAUUGGUAUUGCUAAUACCCUGGAUCUCACAGACAGAAUUCUGCCAAGGCUUCAAGCUAGAGAAAAAUGUAAGCCACGGCUGUUGAACUUUCCACCUUAUACCAAAAAUCAGAUAGCCGCUAUCUUACAGGAUCGGCUUGAUCUGGUAUCUAGAGAUCAGGUUCUGGACAAUGCUGCCAUUCAGUUCUGUGCCCGAAAAGUCUCUGCUGUUUCAGGAGAUGUUCGAAAAGCACUAGAUGUUUGCAGGAGAGCUAUUGAAAUUGUAGAGUCAGAUGUCAAAAGCCAGACUAUCCUCAAACCACUGUCUGAAUGUAAAUCACCCUCUGAGUCACUGGUUCCCAAGCGGGUUGGUCUUAUUCACAUAUCCCAAGUCAUCUCAGAAGUUGAUGGUAACAGAAUGACUUUGAGCCAGGAAGGGGCACAAGAUUCCUUCCCUCUUCAGCAGAAGAUCUUGGUCUGCUCUUUGCUGCUCUUGACCAGGCAGCUGAAAAUCAAAGAGGUCACUCUGGGGAAGUUAUAUGAGGCUUAUAGUAACGUCUGUCGCAAACAGCAGGUGGCAGCUGUGGACCAGUCAGAGUGUUUGUCACUUACAGGGCUCUUGGAGGCCAGGGGCAUUUUAGGAUUAAAGAAAAACAAGGAAACCCGCCUCACUAAGGUGGCUUUGAAGAUUGAAGAGAAGGAAGUAGAGUAUGCUCUAAAAGACAAAGCUUUAAUUGGAAAUAUCUUAGCUACUGGAUUGCCUUAAGUUCUUUUCUUUUAUGCUAAUAAUGCUACCUAGCUGAAAGUAUCCAGCUGGCGUUUAGAGAGCUAUGGAGUCUUCAUUUUAGGGCUUUAUCCAUUCAGGUCUGAAAACAAUAUGACCUUUUUUUUUAACGUGAAACUGAUAUAUUUUAAUCUCUGGAUUCAUGAAUAUUAGCGCAGAAUAAUAAUUUGGGGUCUUAUUUUAUGCAUUAAAAAUAACCAAAUAGACCCUUUUAAAUUAUAUUCACUACCUCCACCCCUUGAGUGUCUCUAACCAGCGGGCUUGUAUUGCAGUACACAAGAUUUAUGUUGUGGGAUGUGCCUGUGUAUGUAUCUCGUAGUUUCUUCAGACAUUGGCGUAUUUUAAAGAACUUUGGGGCUAGAGUAAGAAGAGAGAAACAGGAUGUUGCAGGAAAAUAAGCAAGUCCACGUGGAGAUCUAGAGGACACUUUGAUCAAAGAAUUUCUUUCUUUUUGGAGGAUACCGUGUUCACGUUGCAAGUGCUUUCCACACUGUGACAUUUUAAAGACUCACUGAGCUUCGUGGGCACUCCCAAGGUUGUGGGGGUGCUAAUGGGACAGUAACUGUACGGAUUGUGAAUAUAUUUAUUUUCAAGCUGCAUCCUUUGUCUUUUUAAGCAUUCACAUUUCAAGAGAGCUCAGACUUUCAGAAGACCAUGUGAAAAUUUCACCCCAAACUGUCCCACAGUCUUCGCAGCCCUCAGAUGAAGCCACUUGUUUCCAGAUGCUUUCGUUUGGGGUUGGAUUUUCAUCUGAACCUCAUUUUUCCAGCCUUAUUAGAUAAAUUAAUCCAUAUGGCCACGCAAGUCUCCCCUUUGCUGCAUUUGGUUUCCCAUGGCCUUCAAUGGUAAUUUGUGACAGGGACACCAGAGGGCACCAGUAUAACACUGACUGCCUUAAAACUGCAGGCUUGGGGCCGGGGUAGUUUUGAGGGAAGGGGGAGAAAACUUCAGUUUGAUCCCUUUGGGAGAUCGCUAUACUUUUAUAACCCGCGCAGAUGCCUGGAAUGCGAGUGAAUGGUCUGCGAGCCAGUGACCAAGCCUGUGCUUCUCCCUGAGCUCGUUUGCCUCUCGGACGGUACUUGAGUUUGGGAACUUGAUAUUGUACAAAUAAUCUGAUGGCCACUGUUUCAUUCAUGCUGCCCACUGUAUCCUUGCAAUGUGAUCUGGGCCACAGCAGAUGGUAUGGGAUAGAAGGACACGCAGAGAGAGAGCCCUCUGAAAUGAGCACUACCCACCGGUGGGUGUGGCAGAGCGUAGUCUGUACAGGAGAGUCUGAAUGUCGAUCUCGCCUUCUCACCUUCACCAGGCCACUCCCUCCCUCUGAGGGUCAUCGGUGAGUGGAAAACACAGUUCGGUACCUAGAAGCCCGAGAGCGUCUGGGUCUACAAGGGUUAACAAGCAUAAUUGCGAAGAUUGUCCGAAGGCUGAUGGAAAGCAGAGACUGAAUGGGAUUGAGAACAGAUGCGAGGCUUGAUUUAAAUUACAUUUUAUUGGAUGCUGCAGCCUUAAGAGACGUGACUGCUUUACAGUUUGUUUCCACACUGUGGGCAGCUGCUGUCUGUUCUGUGUCCACAGUAGGAUCCUGCCCAAAAAGGAGCGGCCUCCCCACCUCGUUGUGUUUGAGGCUUGGCGCCUUUCUCUUAACUGUAGGGCUUGAGUCAGGAACAUGGCUUGACUCGCAGUGGGGCUGCUACGUAUCCUCCGUGGCUCUGAGCCAGGGUCGCAUCUGCAGAUUCUAAAGGGCCAAAUUUCUUUCCCCUCUACCUCUUUUCUCUCCCUUUCCCCUGGUAUUUGGAAACAGAGUUUUCUGUGUACUGGUUUGUUAGUUUCCUUUCCUUCAGUUCUCCCCCCACUGUCAAUUUCUAGGUCAUUGCUUGCUCUUAAGACUUCAGCAAUUGGAACAGGGUUGGUUCUGUCAGUGAUGCGUGAAGCAGACUUAGAGUCCCUGCUCGGCUUCCACUGCCCUUGUGGGAGCAAAAGCUGAUGUAUGUUUGUCAGUGAAGUCUUAAGUGUAAUUCAGACAGCCAGGGAGCAGACUGAGAGGAGGAAGAAAGUCCUUUUCUUUGCUGGCGUUUCUCACUGAAGCUGAGAGCUAUGGGAAGGUAGUGGGAUUUUUAGAGGGAGGGGCCGGACUUGUGGUUACUAGUUUUUGCCAGGAUCAUAGCCUGUUUCACAUAGAGUAGUGGCAAAGAUGCUGACCUACAUUCUUCCUCUUGAAGGUGGUGGGGUGUGUGUCUAUAUCCUGAUUUAUUUUUCUGCACAGAAGCAGAUUAAGCUUCCAUAGAGUGUUGAUGGGUAUUGCCAUGGAAAGAACAUAGACACAAUAAAAUUGGUGUGUUUCAACCCCA